UAUGCGCACAAUUGACAGCAAAAGUAAGAACAUACAUUUAGUUAUAUACAAUGACAACUUCAUGUUGGAUGUGGGUAGUCAGAAGUAAUUACUGUCCGUCAAAAAUUUUGUUAUUUCUAUAUCCAAACUAUAUUUUUUUUAUGUAAAAAGUGAAAAAAUAAUUUCAUAAACAACGUCUGUCGUCGAAAAAUAUCAAGUUCACUUGUUUCUUGUAAUUUAAACAAGUUUAUUUUGUGCAUAAACAUUCUCAGUGCCGCACUUGCUAUUGUUGUUGCCGUCAUUUGCUCACAAUGGGCCACAAGUGCAGUGAAGACGACUGCAAACGCGAUUGCGUGUCGGGUCCAAAAACGAAAUGCAAAAAAUGCAAUACCCUUUGCUAUUUGUUGUGCUACGGCUUUGAAAAAGCGAAACACAACCACGUCAAAAUCAUUCUGCCAAGUGGUGCAAAAAUUGCUGUCGAUCCGAAAACAUUGAUUUUUGUCUGCGACAACUGCGAUGUGUUGAUAUCAAACGUCAUACCGAAACCGGGCGAAAAAAAUGACACAACGAAUGGCUCUGAGCUGUCUCCGAAGAGAACAAAAACCGCUUCAUUAGCUGCUGAAUUCAGAGAAUGGAGCAAAACCAUUUCGUCACAAGUCGAGCAAUGCAAAUUUGUUAAUCGAAACGAGCAAUGCAACGAAAAACAUGCAACGAAAAACAUGCAACAAAACAACGUACAAAAAUCAGUUCCGUCAAUAAAUUUCAAACACACUCCGUCCUCGAACUGUGCCAGUAAACCAAAUGUAAACAAACCGCAACAACGUCAAUUCUCAACCGUGCUCAAAUCGACUAUCACAGCAACAGCAAAAAAUUCGGCCAAGUCUGGCAAACGUAAACACAGUGAAAUUACGCUAAUUGAAAAUUCAUCGGCAACACUCAUUGAAUCUGCACCUAUUCCAUCGCCGAGAAAUGGCACGGGUAACUUUCAAAUUGGUAAACCAGUGACAAAGAAACCUGCCAAAGUACCGAAGUCACCAAAACAACGAUUGGAUAAGUCAGUUGGGGUGUCUAAUUUUGAUAUCGACACCACCGUAGAAGAAAUAAAUGAGCACAUUCUCAGUGUUACGACCAUUUCCGACGCUAAGAAGUUCCGAUGCAUCAAAUUGAUUAAAAAAGAGCAAGACUUGAGCAAAUUGUCGUUCGUUUCUUUCAAAAUUGACGUUGUGAGCGAUCACUUCGAUGAACUGAUGAAUAGAGCAAAUUGGUCAAGCGAGAAUUUAGUUCGUGAAUUCGUGAAAAUGAAAUUGCCCGAAAAGUCAAACCCUUCGAUUGAUAAACCCAAUUCAGCGUCACCAUGCGAAACACACACGGCAAAGUCACAACGCAUUUUCGAAAAUGCAAACGAUCUGUUGGGUUUCAACACACCGCAAAGUGCCAAAUCACACAGCAACGAGCAAAAUUUUCGGACGUCACCACAGCCACCCCAAGCAACGUGAAUUUGAGAAAUUCUGAACGAGAAAACGGCGAUAAUGCGCAAUUCAACGGUCUUGAAUGUGACCCUCCAGGUAACAUUUUAUUAAACAGUAUAUGUUCUCUACGAGCGAGUGAUACUACACCACCAAUUAAUUCGAGUCAAAUUGAUUCCACACAGAAAAUAAAAUCCGAGGAGUACAUUUACUAUGAAAACAUACACAGCAUAGUAUCGAAGUUGGACAUCAAGUACAGAAUAGCAGCAUCGUUGUAUCGAAUACUUUGCUUCACCAAAACCUGGCUCAGCGAGCAUCACAAAUCCGAUGACUACUUUCCGGCCACACUCAAUGUAUACCGGCGCGACAGAGAAACUUUGGGCGGCGGUGUAGCCAUUGCAGUGGAUAAAAAACUCGUAUCAAAACGUAUCAACGAAAUCAACCAUCCAACGUGUGAAUGUGUGUGUGUAAGAAUUGCAAGCAAACCGAAGCCGUUAAUAGUUUAUGUUGGCUACGUACCACAAUGGCAGCAAAUAGAUAACGUAGCGUAUUCAGUGCAUUUUGGUUUGAUAAAUCACCUCUUCACAAAUUACGCCGAUCAUCGCAUAUUCAUCUUGGGUGAUUGGAAUUUAGCAAGAGUGAGAUGGGAAGCCGAUGACUCCGAAAUGCAUUACUUGCCAACAAAUUUAUCUACACACACGAGAUCCGAGUAUUUUGCGAUUGCAUCUGAGUUUCUAUUGGGCAUGCAGGAACUACCAUCAUUCCAACUGUCCAACAUAACAAACAUUGCGAACAACGUACUUGAUUUGGUAUUUGUCGAUGAACCGAAUGAUACUACUGUACGUGAAGCAAACACAGCCGUUUCAGUUCAAACUGAUGUGUUUCAUCGUCCACUUGUCAUAACAUUCAAAGCUGAGCAGCGUACUGCCGAAACCGAGCUUAUUGAAGUGUUUUGUUACAACAGAGGGAACUAUGCACGCAUGAAACUUGAACUUGAAUCACUCAAUUUUGCACAUGACUCAUUGAAUGUUGAUGCGGCAUAUGAAUUUUUUCAUGAAACCAUGAUUCGACUCAUCAACGAAAAUGUGCCGAAGAUACAAAUCAAAGCAAAACAAAACAAGCCAAAAUGGUGGACACCACAGCUCCAGUGGCUAAAAAAUCGGAGAAACAAAAUGUACAUACGAAUGCCAGUGGGUGAAAUCAACGAUGAUUACAUUAAUGCACUUAAGGAGUUCGACGAGCUGCACGACAAGCUGUACAAUGAGUAUAUUUCAAAUGUCGAAGAGAACAUUCGUCAAAAUCCUGCCGAGUUUUGGAAAUAUGUGAAAAGUGACAGCGCAGCAGCAGACUAUCCAGCUGAAAUGAUGUACGAGGGAGAAAUCUGUGAUAAAAUGGAUGGAAUCGUAAACCUGUUUGCCAACCAUUUCGAAAAAUCAUACAGCAUUGACAAUACAGUCAUUGACAUCGAAGAGAUUUAUCGCAAUGUACAGGAAAAUGGCAUCGACGAACUCAACGUAUCAAUGUUCGAUGUUGAAAAAGCGAUAAACAAAUUGAAAAUAAAAGGGAGUGUUGGACCCGAUGGAAUUCACCCAAGAGUCAUCAAGGAAUGCGUCGAUUCACUCAUUUUCCCGUUAUGGCUAUUACUGCGAAUGUCAUUGGAAGCCGGCAAAAUAGCUGAUGUUUUAAAACCGUCGAGAAUAAUGCCGCUCCACAAAAAAGGUGAUCGUAGCAACGUCGAAAACUACCGAAUUAUCGCAAUCAGCUCGGUGAUUCUGAAGAUAUUCGAAAUUAUCGUGCAUGACAAAUUACUCUGCACUGUCAAUCCAAGGCUGUCAAAUGCACAGCACGGUUUCCGCCCAGGCAGAUCAGUCACGACGAAUCUCAUCAAUCUAUCGAUAGCAGCCCAUACGGCGUUGGAGAAGGGAAUUCAACUGGAUGUUUUCUAUGGCGAUUUCAAAAGUGCGUUUGAUCGAGUAUGCCAUGCACUACUUAUUAAAAAACUACCGAAGUUUGGCAUCGCCAAAAAGACAGCAAAAUGGAUACUUGAUUUCCUAACGCAUCGCACAAACUACGUGCAAAUCGGCAAACACAAGUCAAGAGUGUAUGAAGCAACAUCGGGUGUUCCAGCCGGUAGCACUUUGGGCCCUAUGCUUUUCCUGAUAUUUAUCGACGAUAUCACUGAAAUAGUCGAAAGAGCCAUAGUGUUGUUAUUUGCUGAUGACAUCAAAAUCUACAUCGAAAUCAAAACCGCAUCCGACGUGUUCGUGUUGCAAAGGGACAUCGACAUAAAGCUGUCAACGGACAAGAAGUUGUCCGUCCGUCCGUCCGAAAAAAAUGAAAACUUUUGACGGACAAAUUUUGUCCGUCCGAUAGUUCGGACGGACGGACAAUGUCCGAAUUAUUUUAUUUCGGACAAACGGACAACGGACACGGACAGGUUUUGUACGAAACAUUUCGGACACGCUUUUUUGUCCGAACAUUCGGACAGUCAGAAUGUUCGGACACGUUUUCGGACGGACGGACAAUUUUUUGUCCGAAAUUUGUCCGAAAAUUUCAAUGAAACUAAAAACACGUUUUUCCCGUCCGUUCGCCAAAAAUUUCAAUUUUUCAACAAAUGGUUCGCGUAUUUAACGCUAAUAAUUUUCCGACGGAUGUUCGUAUCUUGAUAAGUACUUUCUUCUGAUACUUCUUAAUGAAAAUUGUAUGAAGAAAAAUUCUCAAAACUAAUAAGAAAAUUAAUCAAACUAUUUGUUCUUGUGUAAAUGUUGUGUUGAUUAUUAAAAGAGCAUAGAAAUUUUUUUUUUCGGACGGACGGACAGCAAAAAACCACUUUUUCACUUUUUUGUCCGUGUCCGUUGACAGCUUUACAUCGACAACCUAUUGAAAUGGUGCGAAAAAAACAAGCUCCACUUUAAUAUAAAAAAAUGUGCAAUCCUAACCAUCACGAAAUCGAAUGCUCCAGUUAAUGCGCUGUAUAAAAUGCACGAACACACACUCGACCGUCAAGACGAAAUGCGCGAUUUAGGCUUGCAAAUUGACAAACGCUUUACAUUCAUAACACACAUUGAAAAGGUGAUAGCAAGUGCACGACAAUCUCUCGGUCUCAUAAAAAAGAUUUCACGUAGUAGCUUCUCUAUAACAACGCAGAUGUUAUUAUAUACGGCCUAUGUUAGAUCAAAACUCGAGUUUGGUGCAGUGAUUUGGGACCCAUACCAAGAGAUAUAUAAAAAAUGUGUAGAAUCGGUUCAGAAAGGUUUUCUCAUAUAUUUACUGGGUACAGAUAGCUUAGAUGAAGGGCAAUACAGAUUACCACCGUAUAGAGAAAGAUGUCAAAUAGUGGGAAUGCAGACACUCGAGGAUAGAAGAAAGAUAAUAAAUUUAAUGUUUGCUUUCGAUAUUCUCCAUAAUAAUAUGUAUGAUGUAAAUGUCAGUUCAAAUUUUGUUCCGUCAACUAGAAACAGAAGACUUAGGUCGCACAAUAUGCUAACUAUUCCAUUAUAUAGAAACGACUACUCGUACAACCAACCAAUAGCAAAGUUAAUGAGAUUGAUUAAUGAAUUUUCUGUGAUAUUCGAGAAUGUAAAUAUGUUACAGAAGCAAUUCAGUGCUACCGUUGUACAGUUGCGCCCAGUUUUCGUACAGAAAAUCGAACCCAGCAG
Molecule: messenger RNA, 5104 nt
Organism: Sitodiplosis mosellana (orange wheat blossom midge)
Lineage: Eukaryota; Metazoa; Arthropoda; Insecta; Diptera; Cecidomyiidae
Exons: 2
Coding region: 291-1475 (394 amino acids)
Source: RefSeq, a predicted model, not a curated record